This is a messenger RNA of Penicillium griseofulvum, 453 nucleotides long. RefSeq lists its product as uncharacterized. Lineage: Eukaryota; Fungi; Ascomycota; Eurotiomycetes; Eurotiales; Aspergillaceae. Bases 1 to 453 code for a protein of 150 amino acids. The transcript is spliced from 2 exons. The record is from RefSeq and is a predicted model, not a curated record.
AUGGUAUCAGCGGGUGUUUUUGCCAAGACAAUACUCACCCCAGCCGCAAUCGCCCUAUCAAUUUAUAUCCUAGCCUCAUGCGUGGUCAUCCCCUUCUUCCGCCGCUACCACCAGCGCUACUCGCAAUACCUCCCGCUACACAGUAUAUCGGCGCACACACUGUCUUUACGCGACCGCAUAGCUGAUAAAGUAAUGCACUUCUUCCUUCCAUCUCGGUGGCGGUGGGGCGCGCGUAUCGAACACGAUACGAUCAGUAUUGAUGAUGAGGAAGGGGAGAUCUUGGUUGGGAUGGAUAGGGAUUCUGCGAGGCGAGGCGCCCUGGAGGAACGGAGACAUGACACCCUGGGUGAGACGGAGAGUCGUUUGAGUCGGGAUUUGGAACAGGGGUUUAUGGAUGAUAGUGAUGAUGAGGGGAAUGAGGGGGGUCGGAAUGGCCUAGGUGGGAGGCUUUGA